AUGGCGGAUGCCCUGUCGCGCUCCCCGGUUGAUCGUCCCUCCGAAUCCGACGAGAUCGCGGAGGGCCCGCAGUCGUUUUCAGCCCGCAUCAGUUUACUAGAUACGAUGGAGGGAUCCGACGACGCCAAUCCUGACAUUUUGCUGACCUCCGUAGCAGCGGCUACAUCUGCCGAUCCGAUUAUGCUGUCCCUCCGCCAAACGAUCCUUGACGGAUUCCCGAACGAGAAGUAUCAGUUCAGCGGUUGGCCUCAAGUCUUCCCGUUCCCAGACACCAACACGUCAACGCGACGGGUCAUCGACGCCCUCCGUUCAUUUUUCACGUGUGGAGCUGGCGCCCCGGUGAAACUGUGGUCGGAUGGAGGCCCGCAGUUCAAGUCCGACGAAUUUCUCGCCUUCCUUCGCGACUGGGAUAUUAGUAACGGCCGUUCAUCGCCCCACCAUCCCCAGUCCAAUGGCUACGCGGAAUCAGCCGUCAAAUCGAUGAAGAAGCUCAUCGCAGGCUCUUGGUCAUCAGGGUCGUUCGACCCAGACACGUUUGGCAAGGCUUUGCUUCUCUUCCGCAACGCGCCUAUGUCGGGCGGAGCAUCACCUUCGCAAAUUGUUUUCAGCCGCCCAACGCGCGAUCUCCUUCCCGCACACAGGCGUUCAUUUGCUCCGGAAUGGCAGCAAGCCGCUGAGUUAUUGGAAAAGCGUGCUCAACGUGCAAAGGAACUUCAAAUCCAGCACUUCAACCGUACCGCGCACCCUCUCCCACCCCUGGUGAUUGGCGACAGCGUUCUCAUCCAAGACCACAAGUCAAAACGUUGGUCCACUCCUAGAGUCAUCGUUGAGGUGGGGCCAUUCCGGGAUUACCUCGUCAAAACGCCAGCUGGUCGGCUGUUCCGCCGCAAUCGGCGUUUUCUUCGUGUCAUCUCCCCCCAAAUUCCGCGGCCACAACCGCCAGCGAGCACUUCAACUACGACUUCCCCCGUCCAGCUGCCGGGUCUGGCCCCUCCGACAGCGCCUUCAUCCACUCUCCGUCGUUCGCGUCGCCUGGCCGCCAAGAUCGCUUUGUGA
Daphnia pulicaria is the source of this 1056-nucleotide messenger RNA. RefSeq lists its product as uncharacterized. The record is from RefSeq and is a predicted model, not a curated record. Gene Ontology annotation, molecular function: nucleic acid binding. NCBI's taxonomy places the organism in Eukaryota, Metazoa, Arthropoda, Branchiopoda, Diplostraca, Daphniidae. Bases 1 to 1056 code for a protein of 351 amino acids. The transcript has 2 exons. Gene Ontology annotation, biological process: DNA integration.